AACUGCAGAAAAUACCACGAGCACUAAGUACAUUUUAACUUUUACAUGAUUUAGAAUGGCGCCAACCGUUCAGGAUGGGCAAAAGAGCAGAGAUCAAGAGCGGAGGUGAGCUUUGAUUUCCUUAGCGUUGUAAUCUUCGUGUCGUAAAUCAGUGUAAACAAUCGGCAGCAUUCACGCUGCCGUCGAACCUGUCAAUCUGACUGCAGAGACUUACCAUUUAAGUUGGUAUAACAUGGCUCUUCAUAAGUUUUGUGCAUUGUCCGCUCAGCUAUGAGUAUCUUGGCGAAGUUGAUCAGAAAAAGUGGCUAUUAACCCAACCUUUAAAUUUCUCUCUUACUCUUGAUCGGACGAUCAAACAACGUACAUCAAGUAAGCUUAUGAUUUGCAUUAAAAACUUCACUUCAGUAAGCUUAGUACCUAAUUUCAUGCCCAAAGGGAACAAGCUUUUUGAUUGGUUGACAUUUUGUAUCCCUCCCCGACCAUAUCCACGGAUUCAGCAACAUCAAAGAGAACUUAUACACAAAGUUUACCUUCCAUAAAUUAAGAGGAGAGACCAUGUAAUCAUGGCUUUAUGAAUUUAUUCCAGCUUGAAUGAGUGUUUCUACAUGGGGCUUUAUUAUUUUUUUUUUUUUUAAUGAAACCAGUGGGCCCCAGUUUUUGAAAAGGUGGAUAACACAAUACAUCAGAUGCAUCACUAUCCACUGAAAAGUAUUAGGAGAACUAGUAACAUGUGAUAAUUGCUUUCUCCACUGAUUGUGAGUUAUCCAGUGAGUAAAAAUUUUAUUAUCCAACUUUUCAACAACUGGGGCCAGAAUAAUAUGUUUGAUGUACCUAAAAGUUACUUAAAUGUUAGGCCAAUAAGUUUGACUGCCAGUCAUUGCACUCAGCAGGUUAUGCAUGUGAAAUUUACCCAUACUUGUCUUUUUCAGGCAAAGCUCAUUGCGUUCAACAGUUAGGUAAGAAUAUUGUUAAUGUUGGUGGUGUACUGACACCCGAGACAGAAUAAAAUCUGCACUCGUUGGCAAUAUACUUUAUAUGAACAUUUUUAAUGAGUAUAAAAACACUCUUUGUGGAGUUAGAUGUAAAAUUGACAUUUACUGUAAAGUUAAGAAUGUGUUGAAAUGAGUCCAUGCAUUCCAAACUGAAAUAGAAUGUGGAAGUGUUGGUUUUUGAGGAGCGGGGGAAAUGGGAGUACCAAGAAAUAAACCUCUCCGAGCCAGGGAGAGAACCAACAACAAAUUUAACCUGCUUGUGGCAUCAAGGCUGGGUUUUCAACCUGGGCUACAUUGGUAGGAUGCGAGUGCUCUCACCACUGCAUAACCCUCUCUCCCCAUAUUAUAGCCUAUUAUAGCACCAUAGUAAAGCCUAUUGUAGCACGCACUGGAUAAUGUGGUAUCUUUACAUUGUACAUUGUACAUGUGUUUGUAUUAAUGAGGCUAACUAUCUAUAAGAAUCUGUGGAUCAGACUAGGAAAACAAUGGGCCAGUUAUUUAAAUGGACUUUAGCCUGUGUUUAACAAAACCUUGUUCUAAGUCACUUUCAGUUUGCCCAACUUUUUCAUCUUAACACCAUUUAUAGUUAACAAUCUCAAUAAAGCAUAUUGCUUAGACUGGAAAAGCACUCAUUAGGGACCUUUAGAUUCUGAGAUGAGAAAGACUACAAGUACAAGAUUUUCUCAAUACUGAGUAUUGCUCACCUGUGAACCAGUGUCAUUUUGGCGGGAAAACGUGAUAGCCAUUGUCAUGCUACUACGAGUUUAGUGAGAAUGUUGUUGUGACAGGAACAAGUAUAAACGUAAGAAGUCUUAUCAUUCUUCCACUGGAAGAGGGCCUAGCCUCCUUCAGUAUGAAUAACCGUGCAAAUUUUUGUGGUGAAAAAAAGUAAAAUGAAGCUUUCCGGGGUGUCUUUGUUUUGAGAACACACGCAAAAACUUUAAGUUAAAUCUCGUACUCAUAUUCGUUCUUGUCCUCAAAUCUAAAGCUCUCUAUUUUCUUAAAUCAACCCACUAAGAAAGAGAUCUGGAAGUCCAGUGAUUUCUUAAACCGCAGCUUAAGUUAGACUUCAUUUAAAUGAUUGACCCAAUGUGUCUGUCUGCAUUAAUGGGUGUCCAGGUUAACUGACGAGCUUGCUUUGACCCAGGGAUAAGGAAAACUGUCUGUAAUGUUAAGGUGUCCAUAUCAAGCAGGAAGUGGGGUUCAACUGUAGGGAGUGAUAGGGAGAACCUCUGAUGUUUCCUUUCAUGUAUCCUUACAUAAUAAAUAUUUGAUUUGAUUUGAUUUGAACUGGGUUCUCUCAGGUUUCUUCUGUGUACAUGUGUGUGUAAAAAUAUAAUUAAAGGAUAAGAUUUAAUAUCACUGAAAUCUUUCACAUGCUGAAUAAAAGAUUAAUGAUAUUACCAAAUGAAACAUUAAUGUUUUGUUUUUCUCUUGUUUCUAUUGUUUCAGCAAAGCAGACUUUGUCUCCAGGGUAAAGUACAACAACAAUCUACCAGACAUUCCUUUUGAUGCCAAGUUUAUUGCCUAUCCCUUUGAGUCAAACCGGUGAGUAUAAUAUUUUAUUAGAAGGCUUAAAUUGUGUGUUUUAAGUCUGUCGUUUUUCUUGUAGAGACGAUGAUGAUAAAACUUAGACUCUCUUUUCAAUUUAACAGAUUUGUGGAAUACAAGCCAACCUCACUUGAGAAAAACUACAAACAUGAAAUGUUGACAGAGGUUGAUCUUGGGGUCAAUAUUGAUCUUAUUGACCCUGAUACAUAUGCCCUGGAUCCUAAUGGUGAGGAGAUAAUGAUGAUGAUAGUGAUGAUGAUGAUGAUAAUGAUAAUGCUGAUAGUGGUGAUGAUGUUGAUGAUGAUGAUGAUGAUAAUGUUGAUGAUGCCGAUGUUGAUGGUAAUGGUUAUAAUACUUAAGGGAACACCUAAAAUGCGAAGAUUUAGUGGUUGGCUUGCUUAUAUACAUGUAAGGUGGUCGCUUAGGAGAUUGAAACCACAUGGGGUCCCUUCCGAGAAGAAGCCCCUACACAGCAACGCUUGGUAGAGAAUUUUUUGCAUGCAAUAUCUAAGUUUUAUAUGUGUAGUUCUACAUGUAGGUUGUCUCUGAAAGCUUUCCAUAAUUAUACUCCAAGUGGUGUAGUACAUGUAAAUACAGUGAACAAAGAAACCACGCCAUGCAAAAGCAAGUGGUCACUUGCAUGAGGUUUAAAACAAUGAAAAACUAUGAAAACCUUGAGGGCAAAAAGUGACCUCGGUCGCUUAUGAGAGAUGGUCGUUUAAAAGAUGUUUUUAAUAUACAAGUGCUUUGGAGUUUUAAAGCCACAUACAAAUGGACGCAACAACUCAUGUAACAUUGUUGGGCCAAGAAUGUUGGGAGUUGUUGCUUAUAUUUGCAUGUAGCUAAAAGUUUGACAGGUUUCAAACUUUGCACAAGAACUCCCAACAACAUGCAACAGGGUGUGCAAGUGGAUGCAACAUUUUAAUGUCCAGUAAUGUGGUGUCCAUUUGCACAGGGCUUAACUGGGAAAGUUUUUGUGUUUAGUCGCUCAUGGGAGACGGUUAGUUUCGGCAGGUAGUCACACAUGCACGUUCAACUGUAUUUAAACUGGCUCUUUUGUGGGUUUACAGUGCAAACUCUUUUUUACAACACCCAAGGAAGUACAAAAAUACAAGUUAAUUUUACCAGUGCAUGAUGUGUUGUGCACGAAAUGUGCAUAAGAAACAAGACAAUCAGAAAAGGAUACCAAUAUUCCUUUGAACCUAGUAUAAUAUUAGAAACAGUGUUUGGAAGCCAUUACACUGAUGGAUUACAUCAAGGUGUUUAGUGACAAAUCCAAUGGCACUGUAAGCUGGUUCAAGUCAAAUUAGAGUGCUCAAUCAUAUUUUCAGCCAGACGGUGAUUUGGUCUGACCUUUUCCUUUUGAAGUUUGCUUGUUUUCUUGUUGUUGCAUUAUAGUUUCCCUUGACCCUGAUGAUGAAAAGUUGCUAGAAGAAGAACCAAUAAACUUACCAGAUAAGAAACGGUAUGAAUACAUCUGCAGUCUACCCUGGGAUCUCAUGUCUUUUUCUUUUAUCUUGAACCUUACCUUAAUACAGAUAACUAUAAAUUACAGUGUUUACCAGCCUUGACUUUUACUGAAAAAGUGCAAGUUUGGAUAAUGGUACUUGAGGGUUUGCUGUUUAUACAUGUAGCAUUCAUUUUGUUCUUAGCAUUUUCUUUGAACAUAGUGACAGUGACUGUUUGCCAUUGAACCAUUUUGAUAUCAUCCUUCUAAGGUCUACAUGAAGAUAACCUGAAAAUGUUCACAGUGGUUAAUGGGUUGUGUUUGAUUGACCAGAUUUUGUAAUAGGAACACAUUCUGGACUAUUCUAAAAGAUCAAAAAAGAAAGAUUCAAAAAAGAGUGUUCCAUUUCCAAAAUUGCAGUUAUGGCCCCAAAUCAUGUUUUUGAUGUCAAUGGCAGUGCACCGGAAAUAUUGUUACAAAACAGAGCCAAAAACCAGCAUUCCUGAAUAAGGUCCUUGUUAUUCAUUCAUUUGAUUGUUAAAUUUCUUACAUUUGAGAGUGUGACUUAAAUAUUUUUUUUUCUCAUUUCCUUGAUGCAUAGAACUGCACAUCACAACAGAAAUGUAUCGUGGCUCAGAAGAACCGAGUAUAUUUCAACUGAAUAUAACAGAAGUCGCACAAGUAAUGAAAUGGUGGAAACAAAGUAUGUAAAACUCUUAAAUCCAAUUAAAAAGCUAUCAUAGAAAAUAUUAUUAUUAUUAUUAUUAUUAUUAUUAUUAUUAUUAUUAUUAUUAUUAUUAUUAUUAUUAUUAUUAUACAAAGCAAUUUUUUAUUUGAAAAAAUGGAUAUUGAUGCAAAUUGACAGUGGUAACCAGUUCUUAGGAUGUGUUUUGACCUUGUUUAUUGUUCUCUGACUCACAGAGUUGGCUUCAAUGUAAAAAAGAAAUUCCAGGGAACAGAUAUUUACAAGGUAACUUGUCUCUGUCUCUAUUGCUGUGGUUUAUUAAUUUUAUAAUUUUGUUCAUAGUUUAUAUUAGUACAUUGCUGUUAGAGGAACUGAACCCGAUAGAGCAUAAGUGUAUUAUUGGUUUCAUUGCAGGAUCGUGAAAGUCAGAUAGCCGCAAUUGAAAGUACCUUUGAUGCAGCACAGAGGCCUGUAAGUAUUGGGGUCAGACUACACAUGUUCAUGGGCCUGAAGAGUAAUUUUAAAUUGUUUUAAAGGCAAACACUAUGCGGGUAUAAACGUUCCUACGUACCCUGUCCAAAUGUACGGCUGGUAAAGAAAGAAAUUCCAUUCACAAAUGUAGCUAUUAAACUAUAACUUCUUCCCUAUAACAGUGGCUUUGCAGAUAGUGACACACAAACCUUUCAAUCCUGGUACCCUAUUUAUUCGAAUAAGUGCCUAACCUCGAAUUAGCACCCACCUCGAAUAAGCGCCCAUCCUAAAGGCAGAAAAAGUUAAUAAGUGCCCAGCCUCGAAUAAGCACCCACCCCACCCCACUCCCUCCCACAAAAACUCCAAUAAGAGAUAAUAAGAGACCCUCCCGAAGGCGGAUUUUUCUUCAGGGUAUUGUACAGAGACCUUGCUUUGUUACGUCUUUGCUUUUUGUUAUUAGCAUUUACUGUUUUGUUGCAAAAUAUACUACUACACUUGCUGAGAAUGGUGAAAAUUUAAUAAGCGCCCAGCCUCGAAUAAGCGCCCACCUCGAAUAAGCGCCCACUCUCAAGGUCCAAAAAUUUAAUAAGCGCCCUUGAUCACAUGAAUAUUCAACCAGUCAAGAAUUUGUCCAGUGGUUUAUGAAUGCAUGCAGCCUGACUAUUAAUUUCUCUUGUCUGUUUCAGAUUCUUCGCCAUCCAACCAAGCCCAAUGUCACACCUGUGGAAGUCUUACCGGUCUUCCCAGAUUUUCAGGUAGUAUUCAUACAUUUACAUGAAGUAAUCUAUCAAACACAGGACACAUUGUUUCAUCACAUUUUUAACAAGAAAGUUGAAAAUGUGAUGGGUAGGGGAGUACUUGUGGUGGGCUGUCUUUGUUUUGUUUGAUAUUGUCAAGAUGAACACUUUGUAGAGUGUUUGGAAAAAAGUAACCCAUUAUGUUACACAUCAGUUGGUAACACAAGCAAAGUACAAGUGUCUGAGCUCAGCAUCAAUAAAACACACACCAUUACAACUGUAAAUAAAUUAUUGAGCAAAUUAGCCCACACACAACUGCAUCUAGUUGAAAGGAAACAGAAGAUACACAAUGUACAGUACCACCCAAGUCACUUGGAUCACGAUCCUUAACUCUCAUAGUGUAGCAAGUAAGAUACCCUACAAUUUUUUCCAAUCGAUGUUUGAGAUUGAACAAAGUCUUUUUUCUCCUGUUCAUUGUUACCUAUAUCUAGAUGUGGGCCCAGCCCUGUGCUCAUGUUAUAUUUGAUACUGACCCCACCCCGAGAGGGAGAAAUGGGCCUGCAGAGGAGGAAGAAAUGUCUCAAGCAAUGAUCAGGUCAGUAACAGAAACGUUAGCCCAUUGGCUCUUGGAAAAAUGCCUUUUGAAGCUAGUCAAGCUGUUUUCUGCUGCAAUAGAGGGUUAUCCAUUACUCCGACAAAUUUAUGCAUGGCAUUGUAUUGUACUGUCUUUGAAUUACGAUACUAUACAAAAAUGUAACAAUAAAGAACGAAAGCAAAAUAAUGAGAAAUUUAACAAAGUCAUGCAUACAAAACUGUAAAUUUGUAAGAGUAUUGGACAAGUAUGCCGCAGUACUGCUAGGCUUAAAAGAAUCAAACCUUCCCAAAACAUCACUGAUAUAUCAAGCACUAUACUCCCUUCUGUUUCCAGUGCAACAUGUCAACUUCUAAAGUUUUGGCACGCACAAUAAGCAAAAUUUCAAGAUAAUUAUUUAAUAGACCUAAAACUGACACUGCCCCUCUACUUUCUCUUCUGCCCACUCCUUUCAAUUUUCUUACCCCCCCCCCUCCUCCCCUCCCAUCUCUCCCUGCACCUUUUCCUUUUUCUGAGCAUUUGGCUUCCUUUGGUGAGAAAAGGUUUUGCAAAAACUUUGAGGAUUGUAGGAUUAGAUGGAAGGUGGGUAGUGCCUGAUUUUCUUUGGAUUUUUCGGGCCAACUUUAUAUAAUUUAUGGUCCUUUGCAUUUUUCCCUACUUUUUUUGACUGAAUUGGCUCAUUCAGAUAUGGUUUGACCAUAUGCUACAUGUACCUCCAAGUAUGUUGAUUUUCUAGAGUGGAAAGUUUAAUGAUAUGAAGCAUUGUUUUUUCUUCUUUUUAGAGGUAUGGUGGAUGCAAGUGGAGACCAGUUUGUAGCUUACUUCCUUCCAACCAGAGAGACAAUUGGAAAGAGAAAAAGAGACCUUGAAACUGAAAUGGACUAUACUGAGGAUGAGGAGUGAGUAGAAGCGAACUCUUUCAAGCACUGCUCAGUGUGCAUGCAAUUACAUAGAGCCGACAUUCUGCAUUGCCACCAAAGCUAUUCUCAUAAAAUGAGGUCUGAGAAACCAGCACAGAAAUUUCAUACUGAUGAAGUUUCACUACCCAGUUUCACUAUCAGUUGUGCUACGAGGCCAAUCAGAAGCAUUACCUAGAUCUGGGUAACGGGAUGUCCAGUAUUGAAUUUCUGGAGUCAUUUCUCAGAUGUCAGAUGUUAUUUGCCCCACUUCAACUAUCUGCUGAUACAAAUCAUAAUUUCACUAUUUUGCAUUAGAUAAAAUGGUAUAUUUGACAUCCUUUUUUUUUGCAAUUAUUCAAAUUAGAAUUGACUUUUUUUUUCUUUCAGAUAUGAAUACAAAAUGGCACGAGAAUACAACUGGAAUGUAAAGAAUAAAGCAACCAAAGGAUAUGAGGUAUGAUCAAAGCCCCCAGUUGCCUUAUUUCAAAGCAAGUGGGAUUAUUAAAACGUGUUAUUGUAGAAUGUUUUAUUAUUUUUGGUAUAAUAUACGGUGCUCUUCCUAAAAGAAAUGCCUGCACUAGCACUCAACAGUAGUGAAUUGCCUUGCCUUAAUGCAUGUAGCUAAUGUGGUUCUCUUCUUUCAUUUACCUGACUAUCUAUUCUCUUUGUAAUAGGAAAACUAUUUCUUUGUUUUCCGAGAAGGAGAGGGAGUUUUCUACGAUGAGCUGGUAACAAGGUAAGGAAGUCUAAGACAUUUCAAACAAUCUUGUGUCCUCAAAUUAGGUUGUAUAACAUUAUUGUCAGUUAUACUGUGAAGUGGUGGUUGAAUUCUUGGCACAAUUAGCUCCUACUUUAGCAGCUGUUUAUGCAUAUGUAGCUGAACUCUGAUGACAAACCAUUUUUAUCUAAUAUAUAAAAACAAAGAACAGUGAAUAUUACAUUCACUGUUCUAUUUUUACUGGCACUUUGUAUGAACAUGUUACUCUGUCUGUAUCCGUAAACUAGCUAGCAAAAUAUUACUGUCAAGGCAGGUCAAGCAUACCCCCCAGAUUCCAUUAAUGAAUUAAUUAUUAUUCAAAAGUUGAAUGUAUUGGUAGUUAAGUUGUAGAUUUCGGAUUCAUCUCUGCAUUCUUGCAUGCGUGAUGGAAUGAGUGAGUGAAUGCGUGAGUGCAUUCACCCUCUCAGUUUUCCUGUAUUUGAUGGCAAUCUCUUCAAAGCAAUUUCAUCCAUUCAAAGAUUUUCUAAUCUGACCAAAUACAGAGAAGUUAUUGUAUUUAAAAUAAAGUCACUGCUCAUUAUGCUGCAGGAAUGCAGACUUGAAUUUGAUACUGGUUGUGUAACAACCCACACAUACAUUUUUCAAAUAAUUAAUUUUUCAUAAAUGUGAUAGAGCGGUUUUCAUUUGAGUGUCGAAAAGUAAUUGGUUUUGCACUUUCUACACGACGCGAUUGGCUUAAAAGAUUCGCGCCACCUUUUCAUCCAAUCAGAAGUAAAACCAAAGCCAAUUGUGACGCGCUCGCAUGCAUUUUCGCGCGCUUUGCGUCAGCCACAUGUAAUUACUUCGAGUUUUGAUUGGUUCAAUGUAUUGUCUGUGUCCUAUGUGAUUGGCCAGAGUAAUUACUUUGGUUUUGGUUUUACGACCUCAAACGAAAACCACUCUAUAGGGAGGUAUGCUUGACCUAACUUGACUGUAAGGGUGGAAGACUCUCAGUUACCAAAGCACCCCAACCUCCGUCAUAAGAAAUGUAAAUGUAGGGUUUGAGUUAGUCUAACUCUAUAGUAUUACUAUACAAUGUAUAAUACAUUCAUCUGUAUAAUUUAUUAUCUUAUUUUAGGGUUCAUCUGAGCAAGCGACGAGUUCGUGGUGGAGCUGGUGGUGUGCAAUCAGCUGUUUCUCAGUUAGUUGUUAAACACAGAGAGUUGGAUGACAAUGAAAGAAAAGCACAGGUUAGAAUAACAUUAUUAUGUAUGGNUUUCAUUUGAGUGUCGAAAAGUAAUUGGUUUUGCACUUUCUACACGAUGCGAUUGGCUUAAAAGAUUCGCGCCACCUUUUCAUCCAAUCAGAAGUAAAACCGAAGCCAAUUGUGACGCGCUCGCAUGCAUUUUCCCGCGCUUUGCGUCAGCCACAUGUCAUUACUUCGAGUUUUGAUUGGUUCAAUGUAUUGUCUGUGUCCUAUGUGAUUGGCCAGAGUAAUUACUUUGGUUUUGGUUUUACGACACUCAAACGAAAACCACUCUAUAGGGAGGUAUGCUUGACCUAACUUGACUGUAAGGGUGGAAGACUCUCAGUUACCAAAGCACCCCAACCUCCGUCAUAAGUAAUGUAAAUGUAGGGUUUGAGUUAGUCUAACUCUAUAGUAUUACUAUACAAUGUAUAAUACAUUCAUCUGUAUAAUUUAUUCUCUUAUUUUAGGGUUCAUCUGAGCAAGCGACGAGUUCGUGGUGGAGCUGGUGGUGUGCAAUCAGCUGUUUCUCAGUUAGUUGUUAAACACAGAGAGUUGGAUGACAAUGAAAGAAAAGCACAGGUUAGAAUAACAUUAUUAUGUAUGGAGAUUUGAAUUUUCUUGUUUGUAACAGCUGUAGUGGCCAGUAGGCCAGCUGGUAGAUGGAAGUUUUACAAGUCUGGCAAUGAUGGUGUCAAAAAUGGUGUUGCAACUUAAUUGACUAAUCAGGUCAAUAACCAGAGUAUACCAUCAACUGACGUGAUACAACUCGCUGUGACUCUGAAGAUAACUACCGCAAAGGUUGUCGAGACGUCAGUCACUGUCAACAACAACAGUCCUAUUCAGGACUACGCUCACCCAGACGAUCAUACUCAACCUACUUAUGAAAUGGUGCCUAGUGCUGGGAAUCAGCUGAGAUUUCAUAAUCAAUCAGAGAUAAUAGACCCUUCCAUGUUUUUUUUUUCUUUCAAUUUUUAAUAAAGGGCAGUAAGCGAAUAUCCAUGGACACUGCUGGAUAGAGGGCCUUAAAAUACAGUAUAUUGCUCCAGAAAGUUGUGAAAUUAACUGCAGCUAACUGUUGCCAGUGAAAAGUUGAAAAAGAAAGUGGGUCUAUUAGACUGAUCCAGCCAAUCAAUCUUUUUUUUUAUCAUAGUAAUAAUAAUAAUAAUAAUAAUAAUAAUAACAAUAACUCAUGUUUUAACAUUUUUAUUUGUGCAAUAAAAACAUCUUUUAUAUUUCCUCAAUACUCAAGUGAACAAUUCCCAUAAUAAUGAUUAUUGACAUCAAGGUUUUUUAUUACAAUCAAUGACUGGCAAAUGAACAUACAUGUACACACACACACACACACAUAUGUACUGCAAGGAAAUUUCCAUCCUUCUUGAUUUUCCCCAAGGCUUUAAUUCAAUUAUCAACAUUUUGAUCGACCUUUGAAACUUAAGACUGUAAAACUGCUUAGAAAAGUUAUUGCCUCUGGAAUUUGGUCAACUUGGUUUCCUUGUUUGUGUGUUUCUUAUAAACAUUGUUUAAUCAUGAUUUAAUGGCAUGUUCAAGAGCUGAACUCUAGUUGUGGUUUUUUUCUGUCCUCAGCAAAUGCGCAUGACUCAAUUAGAUACUGCUGCGGCUGAGGAAGAAGAAGAGGAAUUUGAAGAAGAAGAGGGUGAUGAAGAUGAAGAAGGUGCUGAUGAAGCAGAAAAUGAGGAAGAAAAUCCUGCUGAGGAUGAGCAGGAGGAGGAAGAAAAACAAGGGAAUGAUAGUGAGGAUGAAGACAUGAAAGAUGAUGAUGAUGAUGACGAAGAAGCUGAGAAAGAGAGUAACGAUGAGAAAGAUGAAAAGGAAAGCAGUGAAGAGGAAGGGUCAAGUGGUGAAGAGUCAGCUAGUGAUGAGGACGAAGAUGAUGGCUGA
Molecule: messenger RNA, 11219 nt
Organism: Porites evermanni
Lineage: Eukaryota; Metazoa; Cnidaria; Anthozoa; Scleractinia; Poritidae
Source: the annotation of a GenBank genome assembly